GUUAUCAAAGAGGAGCAAGUAUCCGAGGACUCGGAUUCCGAAGACGGCAACGCCACCACGACUUCAGACUCAGAAGACGUUGAGCAGAACGUAAAGGAGAACAAGAAGAGAUCGCCUAAGCAACGUGGCAAGAAGAUGCUACCGAAUACUACAGUAACUGGAGCAACUGAUGGGACUGGAAGCGCCGUGCCCACGUCUUCAGCAGCCAGCACUUUGGAUUAUACGGCGAUGAACGCUCAGGACUAUCUGCCCACCUACUCCAACACAGCGCUCAGCUAUCAGCCAGCCUAUCAGUAUUCGAAUGCCACCAAUGGACUUCUCAACUACAACUAUAAUCAGUAUGCUAAUCAAUUGGGAUCCAACUAUAUCAACACCACGGCGAACUUCAUGCAAGGAGGAGGGAUUUCACCAUUAGCCAAUCCCACCACCGGCUCCGCAUCCGUCACAACAUCAUCUGCUUCCGUCGUCAAUCGAUCGUCUGGACGCAACUCGAGCUCAACCGCUUCAACCAUCAAUGCCGCUGCUGGCUCCCCAGUUGAAAGCCGAUCGUACGCGGGAGGAUCCGGAAGUAGCGGACAGGAGCUGACGGUUCAGGAAUUCGAGAAUGUUCGGGAGAAGAUUCGGAGACAAGGAACCUAUGGGCAAUCGAAACCGCCAUACUCCUACAUUUCCUUGAUCACAAUGGCAAUUCAAAAAUCGGCUACACGACAAUUGACCCUCUCGGAAAUCUACAACUGGAUCAUGGAGCUGUUCCCAUACUACCAGAAUCAUCAGCAAAGAUGGCAAAACUCGAUUCGCCACUCUUUAUCCUUCAAUGACUGCUUCGUGAAAGUUGCUAGAUCCCCAGACAAGCCAGGAAAGGGAUCCUUCUGGACGCUCCAUGAGCAUUGCGGUAACAUGUUCGAGAAUGGAUGUUAUCUUCGUCGUCAAAAGAGAUUCAAGGUCAAGGAGCGUGAGCCAUCAAGAAAGAAGAGAAAUGCUCAUGCUCAGCAACAACAACACGUGCCCAAGAUUGAGAUCAAGGAUGAGGAUCAGACGGUUUCAACAACUUCAUCACUUGGAGCGUACCCGAUGGUCAGUCAACCCACUGCUAAGAUUGAGGUGAAAGAGGAGCUGAAAUCAGCAGCGUCGGCCGCCACCGCUUCUUCCGCGCUACUUGACCCAAUCGCGUCGGCAGUCAAUCACAGUCAACCCACUUCAGUCAUCUCCAGUGUCGGAAGUCUUGGAGCUACACAGCCACAGAUGAACCUCAACGGGCAAUACUCUUCGCCAUACAUCUAUUCGGGAGACUUCUCGGCGAAUCUCCUCCAGGGACAGAACUUCCUGAACAACACCAUCUACAAUCCAACGAGCCUGUAUACCUCCAAUGAUUAUAAUGGAUAUCAGAAUACUCUAUACAGCUCCACCAACCCGAACUCUGCUGCGAAUCUCUAA
Messenger RNA from Caenorhabditis briggsae, 1434 nucleotides. RefSeq names its product Protein CBR-PHA-4 (gene Cbr-pha-4). NCBI's taxonomy places the organism in Eukaryota, Metazoa, Nematoda, Chromadorea, Rhabditida, Rhabditidae. Gene Ontology annotation, biological process: anatomical structure morphogenesis; regulation of transcription by RNA polymerase II; cell differentiation. The transcript has 6 exons. Gene Ontology annotation, molecular function: RNA polymerase II cis-regulatory region sequence-specific DNA binding; DNA-binding transcription factor activity, RNA polymerase II-specific. The annotation marks the transcript as partial. The record is from RefSeq and is a predicted model, not a curated record.